UUUUCAGACUCUUCCGUAAAUCAUCUCCUGCAUCUUUGAUGGAGAUUUCAAGGGAAUCACAGGUAUCACAGCCGUCUGUCUGUGGGGGAUGAAUUUUCAAUCCGAGUUGUCAGCUGUUGGACCUGUACCUGGAAAUAAAUAAUCAUCAAUUUUACUAAUAUAAUCAUAACUUUCAACCAUUCCAUGUCCAGAAUUUCUCUGUGAAUUCAAUUCAAAAAUGAAGAGAACAUGGAGAAAGAUUCCAAAGAAUAGAAAGGGGACUCCUCGACGCUUUCUUCCUGCUCCUCCUCGCCACUUCCUUCCUGCUCCUCCUCACUCUCAGAGUCAAUCAGUUCUAAAACACAGAUCAGUGAUACAUGAUUUAUUUUGUGAUGAAGAAAAUUGCACAGUCAUAAUUUUCAUUAUAUUUGAACAUAUCAGGAAGAUUGAAAUAUGAAAUUCUGCAACUUUUGCCUUAAAUCUGUCUGCAUUUAACAAUUGGUAACUCCAUGGACAUGUCAGCAGCGCAGUAGAGGAGGCAGACAUUGAAACAUUGAAAGGUGAAGCGCAUCACUAUCCAUGGAAGGGUUUGGUUUGUGAUACUAGUACGCUACCUUUAUCUUGCUGGUUCUGCUCUACUGUUGGUUUUGGAGCUGGAACAAAAGAUUAUUUUUCAGUGGUUGACAUUUUCAGACAUGGAUUUUGGAGCUGGAACAAAGAACGAUUUGGCCGUAGUUAAUUGAAGAAAACCAAACAGCUUAAAAGGAGAGCAAAAUAUUUUAUAGAUUUUAACUUUGCUGUCACACAGAGGUCCGUGAUCAAGAUUCUUUGAGGAGGUAGUAAGCAUCUAGCAAUGCAAUCUCCAUACUCUUUGAUGGUAAUUAUGAGUGGAAGCCUCACUAUUUCAAAGACCGAUUCUCAGUGGUUGACAAUUCUGUGGCCUUAAACCUGGAACAAAAGGAUUUGUUGUGAUUAAUGCAAAAUGGCUAAGCAUUUUUUUUCUUUGCUUUUUAAUAUUAUAGCCUUAGGACCAAGUCUUUGAAUUGGAAUCGAUUUCAAACAAAGCACAGCAUAGGAAUCAUGAUCACAUUUUAAGGAUGAGUGCUGAAGAGGCCAUAUUUUACAAAGCUCGUUGUAGGGAAAUGAAGAAAACACUGUUGGACUGCCGCAGAACAUUAAAAAUUGCAUUUCGGAACGUUGACAAUGUUUUGAAGUCACUGCAUGACCUGGACCUCGAGGAAACUUUUGAUGAAGAGGUAGAGAUGAAAAAUGCAGCCAAAAGAGAGCCAAGGAUUGAGCCAGUGCAAGAUGAGUUGCCAGUGCAGGAUGAGUUGGAGUCUGAGGCAAUGCCUAUUACAAACCCAGGGGCCACAUCAACCCCUGUUAAAGAGGACGGGCACAUCUGUAGGCUGCCUAGAUGUGAAAUCCAUCAACCCUUCAGGGCAAAAGUACGCGAGGCUGCUAAAUUAACUGAGGCUGAGCGGCAGAUGUGGUCGAGAGAGCCAGCCUAUACUCCUCCAGGUUAUUGGAACUUAGAAAUUUAA
Molecule: messenger RNA, 1523 nt
Organism: Frankliniella occidentalis (western flower thrips)
Lineage: Eukaryota; Metazoa; Arthropoda; Insecta; Thysanoptera; Thripidae
Exons: 11
Coding region: 1077-1523 (148 amino acids)
Source: RefSeq, a predicted model, not a curated record